This is a messenger RNA of Haplochromis burtoni (Burton's mouthbrooder), 2419 nucleotides long. Its product is annotated as serine/threonine-protein kinase SBK2. Gene Ontology annotation, molecular function: ATP binding; protein serine/threonine kinase activity. Lineage: Eukaryota; Metazoa; Chordata; Actinopteri; Cichliformes; Cichlidae. Bases 237 to 1394 code for a protein of 385 amino acids. The transcript is spliced from 5 exons. The record is from RefSeq and is a predicted model, not a curated record. Gene Ontology annotation, biological process: peptidyl-threonine phosphorylation; peptidyl-serine phosphorylation.
UUGAGAUAAAGGUUGUAGCAGCAGCAGCCACGAAAGCCUCUCGCAAUCCAGUCGAAGGGUUUUCCUGACUGAGUGCAGACUACAACCAAACUCUGCCGGCUGUGACAAUUCUGCAUUUUGGUGCAGUGGGUGGAAAGAAGACUCGGUGUGGAGGCUCUACCAACUGGUGCACCUGCUAAAUGAAGAGGAGAACGUAGCUUUGGAUCACCGACUUUGAACUGAACAACUGCAGCAACAUGACGGCUGCCGCAAAACUUUUGGAUGAGAUGUGUCAUCUGACGGCUCAGUCUCUGAACUCAAUGGACACAUCAGAGCACUUCAAGGUCCUGAAGCUGCUGGGUGAAGGCUCAUAUGGAAAGGUUAUGCUGGCUGUACACAGAAAGAGAGUAUCUUUGGAUCUUUCAGGUACUCCGAUGGCUCUGAAGUUCUUCCCUCGUGACUCUACUUCUCUGUUCUCUUUCCUGAGGGAGUAUAACCUCUCCCUGUCAUUCUGUACACACCCAUCCCUGACCAGAGCUCUGGGAAUAGCCUAUUCCACACCAUCACACUACAUCUUUGCUCAGCAAGCCAGCCUCUUCGGUGAUCUGUACGAAGUCAUCAUACCUGAGCUUGGUAUGGAGGAGGACUGCUGUCAGCGGGUGGUGUCUCAACUGUGUGGUGCACUUUCCCACCUGCACUCACUUGGUUUUGUCCACAGAGAUCUCAAACCAGAAAACGUCUUCCUUUGUGACUCUGCCUGCCGCUGGGUCAAACUGGGAGACUUUGGCAUGGUAAAGUCCAGGGGAACCAGGAUCCCAGAAGUCUGGUACAGUUCUCCUUACUGCACCCCCGAGGCUGAGGUUGCUCGAGGAAACAAUGACAGCAGCAAUAUAACUGAUGGAAAUGAUGGCAUCAAGGAUGGUGAAGAGAAGAAGAAAAAGAGAGUUUGGGUUUCCGUGGAGCCAAGUACAGACAGCUGGGCACUGGGCAUCCUGACAUACGCCAUGCUUACCGGCAGCCACCCCUGGGCUGAAACAGCCAGCGACUGCCACUCAUACCUGAAAUAUCAAGAGUGGUUUGAAAGAAGUAAAAGCCCCAACGAUGAACUGGACGUGUGGGCUGAGCCACAAACAGAGAGCCCGCAGGAUCUGGAUGAGGCUGGACUGGAAAAGAAGAAGCACAUUCCCAAAGCUCCCCAGUUUGCAUGUUUCACCCAUUUGGCCUGUUCCUUUUUCCAGUCACUCCUCAACCCACGGCCACAGCUUCGUAGGCAACCUGAUGAGGCUUUGAGUUACCUGGGAGGAGACUGGAUGAUGGAGAAAGAGAGGGUGAGGCUGGAGAAGGCGCGUAAGAAGAGUAGAGGGAAAGGAGGGAUCAGAAACAUGAAAGAGAUGGAGGGGAGAGGAGAGCGUUAAGUUAACAAAGUCUACCAAAACUAAGCUGAAAGAGACAAAUGUCUUUCUAUGCUCUUUUCUGUCUAAGAUAAUUUUGUAACUUUACAUCACUGCUUUUUAAAUUCUUUCUGUUUUUCUGUUGCAUAGAUUAACACAAAAAAAAUACUACACUAUGACCAAUGCUGAGGUAAGCUUCUAUUACAUUUAACUGUGAGCCAUCAGGUUGUGUAAGGGAAAGGAAGCAGGUGGUCGAUGUGUUAGAAGAAGAAAAAAAAUCACCUCCCACAUGUUUAACCUCUAAACAUUAAGAAAACAACUUUGGAAAAAUUCCCCUUGUUAAAACAAAACUGGUUUAUGGGGAAUUUGCUUUCUGGGAAACUGUCGGUUAGUGAGGAAGUCUAACAGCUGCUUGAUUCACAUCAAAUAAAUGAAAAAUAUUUACUUUAACCAACAUUUUAAAUGACCAGUGUAGAAACAGCUGUAGGCAUCAAGAUUAUUUGCAUUAACUGGUGUGUAACUAGUCUGUUUAGUGUGUAAUGAUCACAUAACUUCUGCAAAGCACUGCAUCUAUAUUUGACUCUAGAUUUCAGAGAGUAUAAUACAUCAUAGCAGGCUAUGAACUGUAAAUAGACCGCAGCAGAGCCAAGUCAUAAACACCUCUGAGGUCCACUUUAGACCACGGAGGGGGUUUUGACUGUUUGGCUUUUGGCUUUAAAAAACAGUUUUCUGAGAGUAAUAAUAUAUGUUAACACUUUAAUAGCACUUUUAUACCCUAAAAUGCUUACAAAGUUUAGCUAAUGUAACUCAUUAUUAUUGUUAUUAUCUAUCACUAAGCUCUUGGCAGCUCAUGUGUAGCAUUUUAUGCGCCACCAAAAGACUAAUUUUGUUUUAUUUUGUAUUGUAAAACAUUAUAAAAUAUAAAAAUUAUUAUACAUAAUAAUGAUAACAGUGCAAUAUCUUACUGAGACUGUGUAAAUACUUCUGUAGCUGUAUAAUGAUAUAUUGUUUAUAAAGUAUACUUUUAAUGUAAUAAAAUUAUUUUUAUA